Molecule: messenger RNA, 3140 nt
Organism: Babjeviella inositovora NRRL Y-12698
Lineage: Eukaryota; Fungi; Ascomycota; Pichiomycetes; Serinales
Gene: PEX1
Product: AAA family ATPase peroxin 1
Exons: 1
Coding region: 28-3108 (1026 amino acids)
Biological process (GO): protein import into peroxisome matrix
Cellular component (GO): peroxisome; peroxisomal membrane; cytosol
Molecular function (GO): ATP hydrolysis activity; ATP binding
Source: RefSeq, a predicted model, not a curated record
AUUCACUCCCUCAUCUAACAAGCUAUAAUGGAUAACCAGGCAGUGACGGUGGUUUACAAACCGUUGCGAUCAAACUUGAUCAACCUCCCGUCGCACCUUGCGAAUUUGCUCUAUUCGGCCAACAUCAGCAUUCAGGAAGUAGUGGCGGAGUUGACGUUCAAACCCAAGCCGAAUUUGCCAUUGGAGUAUGCGUACGCAGGCUGGACCGGAAUGGCAACUACGAGCACGCAGAGCGCGACGAUUGAAAUCGACUCCGCAUUUGCACAGUCCCUUGGGCUCGCGAACGCUGCGCGCGCAACGCUCAGCCUCAAGCUCAAGCACGCCGAGGCCACCACCAUCCACUUAGAACCCGUUUCCUCUUCUGAUUGGGAGGUUGUCGAGCUCCAUGCGCAGCUUCUCGAAGACAAGUUGCUUUCCCAGAGCCGCUGUGUAAAGCUCGGUCAGGUUUUGGUGGUGUACCCGACUACGGGCACCACCGCGCUGUUGGUAGUGACAAAGAUAGAACCCGCGGCGGAGACGUACGCGAAAAUUUCACCAAACUGCGAGGUUAUGGUUGCGCCCAAGGUGAAACAAAAGAAAAAGAGGACCGUAAAGGAGCGCGCGCGCGCGGAGCCAUUGCCGAGCGUGCUUCUCCGCGGCAUCGCCUUACCCCACGCGCUCUUUCCGGACUCCACAGCCCACCCCGGCUUUGAGGUAUUUGUGGACUUUGACAGCGUCGCACACCGUUUGGGCGGCGCGGAGUAUGUCACCGUCGCGACCCUCCCCGGGCCGAAACCCGUUGAGAAAGAGCCGAGAUCCGAGCCAGAGACUCCCGCGCCCGGCGAACUCACCGAGGCUAAGCGCGUCGUUGCCAAGCUCGUACACUACUCCGACACACCUGAGGGCCACGUGGGGUUGUCUGAGACCCUAGCCGUUGCGCUAGCGGCGGAAGCGUCUAUUGGAAACAUCGUGGUAUUACAAAAGGCGGCGCCGCCGAUAAAGCUCCCAACGUUGGUUUUCCACCCGUACGCAACCAAAUCGCCGGCCCUGACGCUCUCCCUCAACUCCACAGAUAAACAGAAGGAGGAGAUGAGGGCGGAAAAGACACGCAAGGUAGAGGCAAUCAAGGCACAGGUUUCCGGGUGGGGGGUAACGCCUGUGACAAAUUUCACGCGUGUCGCGCCACUGGAGGAGUUGCUGCUUGGCGGUUUGCUUGAAUUCAAGCGUUGCGGCGAGGGCUGGGCGCCGUCAGGGGAGACCAAGGUGGACAUCGGCGAGGACCUCAUCCGCGGCGAGUCCUUUGUCGUGCGUAUCAGAGCCGAGGAGCACGACGACACGGUUGGGAUGGCGCCGCUCAUUGAAAAGAUACAGACGACUGUAAUGCGCGGCAAUGUCGGCGCGUUGGUGUACGGCGCAUCCGGCAGCGGUAAGACGGCUGUUGUGCGUGACGUGGCCGCGGGCUUGCGCGCGCGCGGUGUUUUUACACGCACCGUGCUCUGCGAUACGCUCGCGAACGAGAGUUUCAACGCCGCCAAGACUGCGCUCACGGCGUGGGUUACGGAGGCCAGCUGGUACGCGCCACUGUGUCUUGUGCUCGAGAACGUGGAGAACAUUCUUCCGGCAGAGCUCGAGCAUGCGGACGGCACGCAAUCGAACCAGCUAGCGGAGUUUCUUGCGACACAGCUCUCGCGCGUCGGCCAGCUUCGCAAUGUGAGCAUUAUCUGCACCACCAAGUCCAAGGAAUCGGUUAACAAGCUUCUCUUCCAGUUGCACACGGUGGAGGAGACGUUCAAUUUGAAAACCCCGGAUAAGGAGUUGCGGCGGUUGGUACUAGAAGCACACAUGGCGAAGCUUGGGAUGGCGUUGAAGUUUGACAUCAUGGACGUUGUGGCGGAGACCGAGGGCUAUCUUCCGAACGACUUGAAGAUUCUUCUUGACAGGGUCUACCACGAGCUGUUAUUCAACACUGAAGGAGCUAGUGUUUUGGUGACCCAGAAGGAGUUUGGUAAGACGAUUGAGGGGUACACUCCGUCGAACCUCCGCGGCGUAAAGUUACAGAAGUCAACAAUCAACUGGUCGGACAUUGGCGGGCUAGAAGAGGCCAAAACCAUUCUCUUGGAGACGUUGGAGUGGCCGACAAAGUAUGCCCCCAUCUUCCAGUCGUGUCCGUUGCGCUUGCGCUCGGGGAUUCUCCUCUACGGAUACCCCGGCUGUGGGAAAACGUUACUCGCGUCGGCAAUCGCGGGUGCUUGUGGCCUCAACUUUAUCUCCAUUAAAGGGCCUGAGAUCUUGAACAAGUACAUCGGAGCGUCCGAACAGUCGGUGCGCGAGUUAUUUGAACGUGCGUCGUCCGCAAAGCCGUGCAUUCUCUUCUUUGACGAGUUUGACUCGAUCGCGCCAAAGAGAGGUCACGACUCUACCGGGGUGACCGACAGAGUCGUCAAUCAGAUGUUGACCCAGAUGGACGGUGCGGAGGGAUUGGACGGGGUUUACGUGUUGGCGGCAACCUCCAGACCUGAUUUGAUCGACUCAGCCUUGUUGAGACCCGGCAGAUUGGACAAGAGUGUGAUCUGCGACAUGCCAUCGCGCCUGGACCGCUUGUCCAUUUUGCAGUCCAUCACACGCAAGAUGGAGUUGAUGGAUGAGGUGGACUUGGACGAGGUGGCUGGACGGACCGCUGGCUAUAGUGGUGCCGAUUUACAGGGCUUGGGCUAUAACGCAUACCUCAAGGCCGUUCACCAGAAGCUUGAGAAGGAUGAAAACGCAUUGGUGGGGGUUCUGGAGGUGGAUAAAAAGGCCCACGAGUUUUUCCAGAUCAAACAAAACAAGGAGAAAAUGCGCAACACUGACAGGGUCAAGGUGUUGCACAAGAUUGAGCAGUUGUUUGACAAUAUGGAGCUUGAGGCGGGAGAAGGGACUGAAACCGAGGCCAAGACCCAGGAGGCGGUCAAGGUGUACAUCAGCCGUCAGGACUUUUUGGACUCGUUAGAGGAGACAAAGCUGUCGAUAUCUGUGAGUGAAAAAACCAAGUUGCAGCGCAUCUACAGCGAGUUUUUGUCGGGUAGGGACGGUAACAUGCCUGACGGCUCCACUAGUAAUGAGGUUGGUGGUAGAACCACCCUUAUGUAGGAUAUAGAAUCAGAAUUUACGUCUAAAGGUAA